Rhizophagus irregularis DAOM 181602=DAOM 197198 is the source of this 1491-nucleotide messenger RNA. RefSeq lists its product as uncharacterized. The record is from RefSeq and is a predicted model, not a curated record. Lineage: Eukaryota; Fungi; Glomeromycota; Glomeromycetes; Glomerales; Glomeraceae.
AAAAAAAAAAAAAUUAUAUUAAUUAUCUAUUUUAUAUCAUGAUGAUAUUAAAAUUUUUGACAAAAAUUUCAGUUAUUAUAUUUUUUCUUCAAACUUUAUUAAUAUCAAUAAUAACAGCUCAGGAUGUAACAAAAAAUCUUUAUGAUAAUAUAGUGGCGGAUGGACCACAAUUAUUAGCUUUAGGUGCAGUUUUAAAUACUAUACCAAAAUUCGUUACGACAUUAAAAUCAGUUGGUCCAUACACAUUCUUUGCUCCUAGUAACAAUGCAUUCGAAAGUAUAAAUGCGACACCAGAUGAAAUUGAACAAAUUUUAAACUAUCAUUUAAUACCCGGAAAAUUUCUUUUAAAAGACUUCCCUUCGAUAUCAUAUCCAAAAUCUAUGUUUGUCAUGGCACCACCGGCUACAGGAGCUAAAGAGGCAAAAGGAGCUAAUGUGGGUACAGGCCAACCUAUAGUUGUAGAGAAAUUGCCUGCUGGUGGAAUAGGAAUUAGGAGUGGGUUGACAUCUGCUAAUGUGUUAGUGGUUGAUCAAGUUGCGAGUAAUGGUGUCAUUCAUAUCGUAGACAAAAUCUUGGAGCUUCCAAAGACACCAAUGCAAACACUGUUACAAAGUGAUCGGUUUAAAUCAAUGGCUAAAAUUCUUCAAAGUGAAAAUUAUGGUAAUUUAGCUGAUGAAAUAGCAAAAGUCAAUGAUGUAGGCGUAACAAUAUUGGCUCUAACAGAUGAAGUCAUUUUUAAUAGCGCUCCAAAGGAAAUUGCAAAGAAUUUAAGCCUUAUUAAUCCCAUAUUUUCUUAUCAUAUCAUACCAAAACAAAUAAUUUAUUCCGGUUCUGUUGAAAAUGUUGUAACGGCAAAAACUUUAAAAGAUGAAAUAAUUACAUUUACGAGAGAUAAUGGUGAAUUAUACGUUGGAAAUGCUAUCACAAAAGCUAAAAUUAUUCAAGCGGAUUUAAUAACUUACAAUGGUGUAUUACAUGUUAUUAAUAAUGUUCUCAUACCACCAAAUAUUCAAAUAACGCCUGAGGGAAAUCCUACAGUUCCUUUACCAUCACCAUCACCUUCUGUUAUUUCAACCAAACCUCCUUCAAGUCCUUCUGAAAGUCCUAAACCUAUUCCUGUCGAAAAUUCUUCGUCUAAUGUUGGGAUUAUAGUAGCUUCUGCUUUAGGUGGAAUUGUCGGUGGUGGUCUCAUCAUGAUUGGUGGAUUUUUCUUAAUAUAUAAAAAAUAUAUCAAAAAAGCUAAAAAUAAUCAAGGAUUAUUUCCUUAUACUCUCGGUCAUAAUAACAUUAAUAGUCAACCAUCUCAUUAUUCCAAUUAUUCUAAUUAUUCUCAUACAAAUUCUAAUGAUAAUUAUUCUGUUCCAACUACGAAUCGAGACAUUCGCUCAUUAUAUAUUGGUAGUGAAUAAUUAAAAGUUGUAUAUGACGUAUUCUCUGAGGAAAAAAAAAAUAUCAAAAUUUUUUUUCAUUAAAAAAAAAUGUAGAUUAUUA